CCGCACACAAUGCUGAGCCGGCGGCUGGCGCGAGCCGGGCGGCGGCGCCCCUUCGGCAUCCGCGGAGGGGGCCGGCCCGCUCCCGCUCGCGCUCUCGGGCGCGGGGCUGAGGCAGGUAGCGCCGGGCCGGGCCCGCUGCGCACGUGGCGCCCUCCCGCCGGGGAAGCGGGAGCGGCACACGGGGCGCCGGGCACAAGCGCGCCCCGCGUUUAGUUGCAGCCGCGGCGGCUCGCGCGGCCACGACCAGGGAUUGCCCUCCCUUCGGCUCUGAAGGUUGCCGCUGCCCCGGGCCCGGGCCCGGCCGCGCCGCGCUGCUCGGCGGACAAAGAUAGCUCAGCUAUAGGAUAAUCAAAAUCUUUAAGGCCAGCUUCAAGGAGUGAACACAAAAUGAAUAAUAGAGCUCAGUUCCCAAGAUGCAGAGGGCCACCAGUGUGAACCUGGAAGACUUGAAAAUGUCUGCCUGCAGCAACUUUGUGGAACACAUUUGGAAGCCUGGCUCCUGCAAAAACUGCUUUUGUCCUAAAGCUUCCCACAGACUGCAGACAUCUCUGGAACUGGGAGCCAGCAACGUGCCCUUGCACAGCCGGAAUGGAGUUAGAGCCAAGCCUGAGAAAAUACCUUCGGAAGAUACAUAUGUAACUGCCUCGCCCUACACAAAGCCGACAAUCGCUGUGAAGCCAACGAUGAUAAACUCAGAUGUCUCUGACGUAUGGGCGGAUGUGAAUAUGAAUGCAGAUAUUUCACAGGUCAGCUGGCAAAUGUCUCCUGGAAAACAUCUCUUUAUGAAGCCUGGAGAAACCCAAAGAACAUGCCUUGACAAUUUUGGGAGCAGCAUUAUGAGAGAGCCCUUUGUUCAAGAUGCACUAAAUGACUGUGUUCAGCAUCCUCAAGGCUACUCCAUGGUGGGCCUGCAUAACCUUGAAAGUAGGGUGGAAAGAAAUAUCUCUUUCCAUAGCUUGGCUUUUGUGGAUGAGAUGAGUGGACAGGAGGACAGAGCUAUACUUGCUAACAAGGAAAAGUGCACUUUGGCACAAAGGGCCUUCUGCCACAAAUCAUUCUCCUUCACUGACAGAAGCACUAUGUCUACCAUGGACUCCACUGGAAAUCCAUCCUUUCAGGUAAGGGAAGGAGCCACACUUCCCUUGGACAGCAGUGGCAAUUUCUGCUCUCCAGGCUUUGAAAGUGAAAGUGGGGAGUACUGUUCAAUCAUGGACUAUUGCAGAAAGAGUCCUGUCCCACAAGAUACUUCAUGUCCAGAGGAUAAGGGUGUAUGGCAUAAAAGUGAAAAUCCAGCUACAGGGUUCUGGGGAAAACGGGACCCAGCAGAGAAUCCAAGGGAAAAGACAAGAUCAGUAAAGUUUAAUGAAGAUGAAUGCAGAGUUUUGAAUUUACCUUCAUAUUUGCAAAGGGAGCACCAUUUACAUGACCCUCUACAAUAUCAUAUGUGUUCAGAAAGAAAAAAGUCAGCAUUCAAAUCUGAGGCUGCUGUCGUAUCAAACAACAUACUGAGCAGCAGCAGCAGCAAUCCUCUUGCUUUAUCCCAGGAAAAUGAAUGCUAUCCCCUCAUUAGAGAAUCGGAUAUUAACAAAGGAAACCACUUGGAAAAUUCAGGCAGUCCCCAGAAUGCUCAACUAGAGCCCCAGCAUACCCAUCUUGCAGAACCUGCCCACAGUGAACCCAUUUAUGCUGAAAGUACCAAGAGGAAAAAGGUGCAGUUAAAUAAUUCUGACGCACAUACAAAGACAGACAGGCUUCCAUACAGCCCCAUCAAAGAGCAGGCUGAUGGCCCCUGGAGAGAUGGCAUGCAUCGUUUGAGCAAUGAAACAGAGGAUUCCACCACGCAAAUAGCAGCAAAGAUCACAAUUAUGGCAGCGCAUGCGGAGAAUGACAAGAAGACAAUAUUUCUUAGCAGCCCAGACUCAGCUGUUGGGGUCCAGUGGCCAUGCAUUAGUGCCUCCUUUCAUCCUGAUUUUGCAACACCAUUGCCAACCUUUGGGUAUGGAGAAGGCCACCAAGCAAGUAUUGGGAUGGGUCUGGGUGAAGACAGCCAUAGAUUUCAUCAACAAACAGACAGCAAGUACUUAGUUAAUGAGAGCCCUUCUGUUCCUCCCAAAAUGUCCAGAAACAUCCAGACUAGCAGUGAGGAGAUGCACAUGCCUGCAAUCAGCUCUCCUGUGGCUGGACUGCAUGACAGUGAUGAUCAUGAUGGUCCCAGCACCCAACUCUCUUCAAGGAACGGUACAGAUACUAGCGUUUUUGAGGCUUUGCCCUCUUUCUGCUCUUAUAUCAAUGGAAUGUCAGCAGAGGAACUCAGCAGGGGUCUGCCAGUCUCCUCCUAUGAGAGAAGGCAUAAAAACACUGUUGCAGCAUGGAGUAGGCAAUGCCGAAUAGAGGAGGAAGAGGAGGAAGAGCAGGAGCUCUUAAACUACCCACAGGCAAGGGACACGGAUAAUGGACCAGCUAGUGCUCCCAGCAGUGUCACUGCCCAUCAAAUGGAAGACUGCAGUCUUCAGGAAAACAACCCUGGGAUGUGCAAAUCAGCAUCUUUUGCUUUUGAUUUCCCUUCAGACAAGAAGGAAAUUGAGGAAUUUGUACCUCCUCCUCCACCUCCAAAGAAACAAUCCAGGCACGCUAUGAAAAUGAACAAGAGUAACCCUGAGUUGGAGACGGUCAGCAAUGGGUCUGCAGAGAGCCUUGGCCCAUCUUUUAGAGGAAUCCAAGUCAACUUCACAGCUGGCUCCUCAGACAGCCUCAACUCUGACACAAGAUCUGCCAGCGAUGGAGGACAAUCGUGUGAACAAAGUCAGUCGCCAACUCUCUCUGGGAACCAAGGGUUUUCUUCUGCUCCUUUUCCUGAGCAUAACAGUGAGGGUGGAUCCCAUUGUGCACUGACUGAGCCACCUCCUUUGCCACAGAAGAAGACAGUAAGCAGAGCAGUUUCAUCACCUGAUGGCUUUUUCUGGGGCCAGGCCACUUCAGGUAGAAGAACAGCAAAACCUGCAAGCCCCAGAUUAAACGUCAGUCACUCUGAAAGCAACAUGUGUGUCCGAGAAGAAUCUCCAUUUUGCUAUCCAUCUCAUCUAGGAAGCAACCACAACACAUUCUCCUCCGCUGAGUCUCUGGAAAGAGUCUGCAAAGGAAAUGGCCAUUGGGGACCAACUUCAAAUAAGAGCAGCAGUGCCUGCUUCCCAAACAGAAACGUGCAGCUGUUCUCUUCCUCUCAGCUCAGUGUGUCCAGCCAGGUUUCCUCAGGCUCCAGCCUUCAGCUCCACAGUCUGCUCAGCAACAUUGACAGCAAGGAGGGGGUGUAUGCCAAACUAGGAGCACUCUAUGCCGAAUCUUUGCGCCGCCUUGUCACAAAAUGUGAAGACUGUUUCAUGCGUGAUCAGAAAAAUGAGCUACGUUUCAGUGAAAACAACUGGUCACUCUUUAAGCUGACAUGCAACAAGCCCUGCUGUAUUUCUGGGGAUGCCAUCUAUUACUGUGCAACCUGCUCCAAAGACCCUUCCACUACCUAUGCAGUGAAGAUAUGUAAGACUCAAGAAUCAAAAGCAGCUGCUUCAUACUGCAGCCCCUCUGUACCAGUGCACUUCAACAUCCAGCAGGAUUGUGGGCAUUUUGUAGCCUCUGUACCCUCCAGCAUGUUGCUGUCUCCUGAAGUAGUAAAAGGCACUUCUCCAGAUGGUCCCCGCCCAUGCCAUUCUGCCAGCGAACAUGACUGUGUGGUAGUCAUCACUCGCGAGGUGCCACACCAGACGGCAGCCAGUUUGGUGAGGGAUUCUACAGCUUAUCAUAAAGCUAAGCCAGAGCUGUAUGAGCGGCGUAUAUGCUUCCUGCUCCUCCAGCUCUGCAAUGGCCUGGAGCAUCUCAAAGACCAUGGCAUCAUCCACAGAGAUCUUUGCCUGGAAAACUUGCUUCUCGUUCACUGCAAAUCUCCAACUAGCUGCAAUAAAACCAAAGAUGAAAAGCACUUGCCCAGACUCAUAAUCAGCAACUUUUUGAAAGCCAAGCAAAAGCCAGGACAAGUGGACUCCAAAAUUAAAAAGAACCAGGCUCGGCUGGCUCCAGAAAUUGUGUCUGCCUCUCAGUACAAGAAGUUUGAUGAAUUUCAGACUGGCAUUCUCAUCUAUGAGCUCCUCCACCAGCCUAACCCAUUUGAGGUGAGGGCUUGCCUCCGGGAGCAGGAGUACAGCCAAGAUGACCUUCCUCUGCUCCCCAACAUUUCCAUUUACUCCAGGGGGCUCCAACAGCUCGCCCAUUUGUUACUGGAAGCUGAUCCAAUCAAACGCAUCCGUAUCACAGAAGCAAAACGGAUGCUGCAGUGUCUUCUGUGGGGCCCCAGGAAAGAUUUAAUAGACCAGCCUCUCAACCAUGAAGAAGCCCUCCAUAGUGCUCUCCAGAACUGGAUUGACAUGAAGCGGGCACUGCUGAUGAUGAAGUUUGCAGAGAGGGCUGUAGACACCGAACGAAGCAUAGAACUAGAGGAUUGGCUCUGCUGUCAGUAUUUAGCUUCCGCAGAGCCAGUGGCUCUCUUCAAUACACUGAAACUCCUUCAGCUUCUCUGACCUUAAGAGCAUUUCAAAUGCAGAAAUAGCAGGGAGGAAUUAUGAAAGAUCUUUCUAGGGUUCAAGUCUGUUCAUGGGUAAUGGUACAUGUUCUUUCACAUUCUUGUUUAUAACCUACUAAAAACUGAGGAUGAAGUCUUUUUCUCAACACAUAAACACAAAUUGAUCCUUUUAAAUAACAAGUUAACAACAUAAUUUUGAGUUCUGCACAUUGCAGACGGAAAAGACAGCUACCUGCCAGGUUUGUGGUUUUGGUAUGAUUACUGCACAGAAAAUAAAACCUAUGUAUAUAUGUGCAUGUUUCCUAAUGAACAGGAUGUGUUUGGGUUGAUUUUAAUGACAGAUACAUAUUCACGUUGGAACAAAACUUUAUUCCUCAUAAAAUAGGGAAGUUUGAGCCAUAAUCUAAGCUGCCAUACUUAAAAUGGUUUCCAGAUUUGUAGCCCAGUUACUUGCAGCAAAAAUUAUAGAAGCAUGGGACAGAAUGGCAGAUAAAGAGAGCUAGUCACUGCUUGAGUUCUCAGACCUUGCACAGUGCUAUCCAGAUCACACACACUCAGCAUGACAUCCCCAGCAGGGAUUAUGACUGUAAAGAACCUACCCGUCUUUAAAAGGUCACUUCAUGGAAUGCAGGUGUCAGUGCCAAGAUUCCUGUACUUUUUAAGAGCAGUUAUUUUUGGCAGCCUUUUAAAUCCCUCCUUUCUAUAACCAGAAUUAGCAGUUAUUACACAUUUUUCCUAGAUAGGCUAAAUGUUGUCACCAAGAUCUUUUCUGGACAAAAUUUUCCCAGUGUUAUUCCAUUAGUUUAUCUUCGCUGCAGGUAGGAACAACUGGAGCAUUAGUGCAAGCAAAGCACUGUGGCAUCAGGCUACUUGAAGAGUCCAACACAGUCCCCCUUGUUGGAAGCUGAGUAUGUGUUCUGAAAUGUUAUCAAAAUCACUUCAACAUGGCUUUAUCUGGCAGUGUAACUGAUCCAAGGCAGCAACCAGGCCUAGAGGCAUAAAAAGCAGGGUUUGCACCCUGAGCAAGCUCUGCAGGAGAGCAAAGCAGGGAGGUUCUGCAAAGUGCUGGAGAGGCAGGGGUUCUGAGGUCAGGUUGGGCAGUAGACUUACUUAUACCAGGGAUUCAAAAACAGUUCACAGCUGCAGCAUGAUAUUCCUGCCCUGGCUGUUGUUCCUACUGCAGAAGCUUGGUGUUUGUGCAGCCAGCUGCUGCUGCAAGAGCAAUGCCAUGGUGCUAUUGCCAUAGUAUGGACUGCACAGGGAGGGGGAUGCAGUUCUGGCACUCCUACUAAGUUGGUGUCCAGGAUUGGCUCCCUGCUCACUCGCCCCAAAUUAUGCUACUGACCAGGCCUUUUAGGCCUCUCUUUUAGGUGAACAUCUAGUGAUGGGCCACUUGAAUGGAGUUUGCUACAGCUGGUCUCCCAAGUGGUGCAUUGACUCCCUUUAAAGUUACUGAGAAGGGAAAACCUCAGUUUCAGCUCCCAUGGCCUGGGCAGGCAGGUCAUGACCAAAUUAGUUUUCUUCUGGCAUUGUUUUCUGUGGCCUUAGUUCUAAAAUGGUGUGUGAAUAAACCCAAGUGUGUCUGUGUUUGUGCAUUGCUAAUCAUGCAUGGAUGCCUUGUCUCUCCAGUCUGGUCCCUCCAGCUCCUCCAUUUUGUGUUGAUUCAGCUGUCACAUUUUCUUGGAUCUUAGAGGGGUGUCUGGGGCACUGGGUAUCUCUGUGUGUUUUUUAUUUGUUCAGUGCCUGGCACAGCACAAAUCAGAGUGGUUAGGGGCAACUGAAAUAUUCAUAUCCAUUGAAAAUACCUGUGCAAGCAAAAAAAGUGCAUGAAUCAGAAAGCUAACUGCACCUUGUCAUGCAUCCACAGAUGCAUCACAAGCAGGUGCAAGGAGGUGAUCCUCCCCCUCUAUGUGACACUGGUAAGGCCACAGUUGGAGUACUGCAUCCAGUUCUGGGCGCCGCACUUCAGGAGGGAUGUGGACAAUAUGGAGAGGGUCCAGAGGGGGACCACUCACGUGAUCAGGGGGCAGCAAGGCAGGCCCUAUGUGGAGAGGCUAAGGGACCUGAACCUGUUUAGCCUCCACAAGAGAAGGCUGAGAGGGGAUCUGGUGGCCAUCUAUAAACUUGCCAAGGGGGACCAGCAGGCAAUGGGAGAGUCCCUGUUCCCCCAAGCACUACCAGAAGUAACAAGGAAUAAUGGCCGUAGAUAUCAGGAGGCGCUACUUCACAGUUAGGGCGGCUAUGAGCUGGAACCAACUUCCAAGAGAGGCAGUGCUCGCUUCUACUCUGGGGGUCUUCAAAAGGAGGCUAGAUAUUCACCUUGCCAGGGUCAUUUGACCCCAGCAUUCUUUCCUGCCCAUGGCAGGGGGUCAGACUUGAUCUGCUCAGGUCCCUUCCGACCCUACCAGCUAUGAAACUAUGGUCCUAAUAGGCCAUAACUAGAACACAUCUGGAGUAGUCACAGGUGCUCUGACUGAGACUCAAGGCCUGGCCUCUGCACCCACCUGCACUGCCACAUCUCAGCCCCAUUUGUGCAGUGGGAUGGUGUUGCUUUCUACUGGGCACUCUAAAAAGUAUAAAUUAAAUGUGUUGUAUGAUGUUUAACUAUUUAUUCUUGUAUCGUGGGUUGGAGUAGCACUUGAACCCCCAUCAGGGCCUGUCAUUGGACUAGAUGCACACGUGAAACCUCUAUCAUAGAUUACUUAAAGAAAACCAGGAACAAUCAAAAUAUCCUACAAAGUGAGGAAUCAGCAGAUUUCCUGUAAGGCUCUUUCAAAGCUGCUCAUCUGUAUAGGAUCUGAUUCAAGAAAAAACUUAUCUUGUUUAUUAGCUAUUAUUACACAUUUCCAUGUUAUUGGCUCAACAUUAGAUUUGUUUCCUCCUGCCCUCCCUGUAAAUCAGUAGCUCUAUGCACUAAGGUGGCUGACUAGUUUUCAUUAAAAAAAUCGGCACUGUUCCACCCUCAUUGCCAUCCUGGCAAAUCUGCGUUGACAUAAGAGUUGUGUGGCACCCCUUGAGUUAUUCUUCCAGGGCCAGAUCCUGCUAUCUGAUUGGGGAUAGCAUUGUAGUUCAUUAGCAGGCUUACAGAUUUUAGGGAAACAAGCUACAGCACAAGAAAGGGUAGUAGUGUCUACCCCAUGAACAUGCUGCAGUCCUCUGUUACCCUUUUCUUUGGAGAGAGAGCACCAUAUAGAAAUAUGGAGAAUUCAGUGACUAAAUCAAGUCAGUGAGAAUGAUGUUAAGAACAUUCAUGUGUACUUUCUUCCUGCCUUUGUUUAUACCCAAUUCCAUAAGUUUCUGUUUAUGACUUUUAAAUUAUUAGGAUUAGUGUACUGAUGUUUGACUUUUUGAAUCUGAAUACCAUCUUUUUGCGUGCUCUGUAUUAAAUGUUAUCAUUCAAACAAAAUGGAGGGGUUGCACCUACUUACCCCCAUGUUCCUGGGCAAUGUUUACUUCCUCCUGGAAACAGGUGUUAUGCACUUCUGUUGGAUAAAAGAAUAAUGCAAUAUU
This is a messenger RNA of Alligator mississippiensis (American alligator), 8077 nucleotides long. RefSeq names its product PEAK1 related, kinase-activating pseudokinase 1 (gene PRAG1). The transcript is spliced from 6 exons. Lineage: Eukaryota; Metazoa; Chordata; Crocodylia; Alligatoridae. Gene Ontology annotation, biological process: protein phosphorylation. The record is from RefSeq and is a predicted model, not a curated record. Bases 414 to 4565 code for a protein of 1383 amino acids. Gene Ontology annotation, molecular function: protein kinase activity; ATP binding.